AUGGUCAAACCUAAGAAGACCAAAUCGGUCACUCCACCUAAGCCAAGGCAAACCAGGUCAACACCUUCUUCUGGUUCUCAAAAGCAUGUCCCUCCAUCAAAGCCUCAAUCCAAAUCAUCUAGUGGAGAAGAUAAAAGGAAGAAAGGGAAGCCAGAAAGAGUCUACGUGGCAGCCACUACAGAAGAAGAGAUAAAAUCUAAUGAAGCAAUGAGAGAAGUGAAGAAGAGUGUUAUCUUUGCUAGGGUAGUCAAGAAGAAAUCAUCUAGUGAAAUUCAACCUAGCAAGAAGCAGAAAGUUGAAAAUGAGCAAUCUAGAAGGCAUACGACAAAUCUAGAAGAUGAGAGAUUAAGGGAGUAUGAGUUAGUGCAACUCUGUCUGGUUGUAGACUUCGAUGAAGCUAAUCAAACUCCUCCAAUGAUAAAUAUUGAAUCAGAAAAGAAUGAUGAGGAGGUUGGUGAUGAGAAGGGUGAAGAUGAAAAGAAGGGAGAGAAGGAGAAGGAUGGAGAGAAGGUUGAACAUGUUCCAAUGACAAGAGACACUGUGGAAUCAGACAAGGGCAAGAAAAUAAUAAGUGACAUAGAUCUCACCCAAGGGCCUAUGAAUCUUAAUUCUCUCUCCUAUCCAGACACUCAAGCUUGCAACACUUGCAUAGGCCAAAGCUAG
Molecule: messenger RNA, 663 nt
Organism: Cryptomeria japonica (Japanese cedar)
Lineage: Eukaryota; Viridiplantae; Streptophyta; Pinopsida; Cupressales; Cupressaceae
Exons: 3
Coding region: 1-663 (220 amino acids)
Source: RefSeq, a predicted model, not a curated record